GCCGCGUGCGAGCGGGGGAGCGUGGGACGCCAUGGCCGAGCGGCUGUCGGAGGAGCAGAUCGCUGAAUUCAAGGAGGCUUUUUCCCUUUUCGAUCGCGACGGCGAUGGCUGCAUCACCACGAAGGAGCUGGGCACCGUCAUGCGCUCGCUGGGGCAGAACCCCACCGAGGCGGAGCUGCAGGACAUGGUGGGAGAGGUGGACGCUGACGGCAGCGGCACCAUUGAUUUCCCCGAGUUCCUCUCAUUGAUGGCGAGGAAGAUGAGGGACUCGGACAGCGAGGAGGAGAUCCGCGAAGCUUUCCGUGUCUUCGACAAGGACGGUAACGGCUACAUCAGCGCGGCGGAGCUGCGGCACGUCAUGACCAACCUGGGCGAGAAGCUGACGGACGAGGAGGUGGACGAGAUGAUCAAGGAGGCAGAUUGCAACAACGACGGGCAGGUCAACUACGAGGAGUUUGUGAGGAUGAUGACGGAGAAGUGACCUUCAUUCCCGGCCCACAGGGAAAACAGAGGCCACGGCUGCCCCCCAGCCCCUCCAUCCCCUUCUGCCUUCUCUCUGCCAUCCUGGGCUGAAAAAUGAUCUCUUAUCCCAACGGGAGCAUCGCCAACCUACGUCUAUGUUGGAUGCAGGCAUUCCACCCCAGCAGGACAGGGCUUGGGUCAUGACAGCUUGGGAUGAUGACAGACACUGGGGGGGACCCUCCUGCUUCCACCCUCGAGUUGUACCUCUUGUGUUCAUAGAGGUGACAGCGGUCAUUGAGCAUCCACAAGAAACGUGCCGAGUCCAAUAAAAUGUCCCCCCAUGUCUACCAGUGCUACCUUCUGCUUCUCUUUGGGACCACUACUAAGAAACCCCCCCUAAAAAGACACUACCCUGAUGGGAUGACAGGGCUGGGGACGAGACCUGACUUACCCCCAUCCCUCUUCUCCCCAUUUUUUCACCCCAGGGCUGCUCAGCACUCAGUUCCUGGGCUGUGGCCCUCCCCCUCCCAAAAUACCACCCCUUUUGGAAUCUGUUGGCUGCAAUCUCUGGCUUCUCCCAAAGGAAGGGCAUUGAGGGCUCUUUUAUCUCUCUCCCCUCCCAAGAGGAGGGCUGGUAGAUCCCUCUCUUAAACAAGGCAGAACAGAAUUACCAUAGUCCACCCCGCAGUGUUCCCUUGACUCAGUUUCCCCACAAAGCAGGUGAAACCCCACUGCAGCAACUCUCCCACCCUGGGGCUGGGAGGAUUUCCUUUCUCAGUAUGGAGGAUUUGUAAAGAGAAUCAAUUUCAGUGAGUCUUAUCAAUGCUCCAUCACUACCAAGCAAGCAGAGCAACGGUGUGAGCAGGGCAUAACCAUUCCGAGUGGGAAAUCGCAGUUCUGGGGAUGUACGACCCACAUGAGGGUCUCAACUUUUUGGCAACCCCAAAUGUUUUCCCAACAUUGGGAAAAGCAGACGGGAAUCUGCAUGCUGGGAUGGCUAUGGCAGCGCUGAGCACACCCACGCUCACUCCACCCCGACCCAACAGCACCAACAUUGGCGCUUUCACCACGCGCUCCCCUCUUGCUCACACACACAGCCCUGCAGAAAACACUAAAAGGGGAAAAAUCAACGCCCUCCCCCCCCCCCCCCAAAAAAAAACAACUAAUCCAGCACCAUCAAGAUAAGCCAAGGGGUCACACCAGGCUGUUGUAUCCAAGGGCCUAAAAUUAGACCUUCCCGAAAAUGUGAUUAUUUAUGAAUGUGAUGCUUCAGAGGCAAAACAGUGUGCUGUAUUUUUAGGGCUGACCUUUUCUCCUUCUAUUCCGGGGUUGUUUAAUUACUGGCGCGUUUUCACGCUGAUGAUCCUGAUCUGCUUUUCUUAAUGAUAGCCUUUAAUGGGCGGAUGGGCCACAGCCAGGAACGUUGGCCCCGCAUCCUCGUCGUCAA
This is a messenger RNA of Numida meleagris (helmeted guineafowl), 1909 nucleotides long. Its product is annotated as calmodulin, striated muscle. The transcript is spliced from 2 exons. Gene Ontology annotation, biological process: regulation of ryanodine-sensitive calcium-release channel activity. The coding region runs from base 32 to 481 and encodes 149 amino acids. NCBI's taxonomy places the organism in Eukaryota, Metazoa, Chordata, Aves, Galliformes, Numididae. The record is from RefSeq and is a predicted model, not a curated record. Gene Ontology annotation, molecular function: calcium ion binding.